Perkinsus marinus ATCC 50983 is the source of this 955-nucleotide messenger RNA. Its product is annotated as dna polymerase theta, putative. The record is from RefSeq and is a predicted model, not a curated record. The transcript has a single exon. Lineage: Eukaryota; Perkinsozoa; Perkinsida; Perkinsidae. The annotation marks the transcript as partial.
AUGAAGUGUGAGGUGGCAUGCAGCCUUCUGACCAAAUCUUUACCAUGGAGGUCUGCUCCUCCACCAUCCCAAGAGGUCCAUCAUCACCGUCUUCAACUCCGCGCUGAGCUCGAGCUCUGUAGCUGCAACACUGGCACUGGACUGGACAAGAACUUGGCUGAUGGUCUCCUGGUUGGUAUAGCCUUCCAUCACAGUGGUCUCACUACGGAAGAGCGAGACAUUGUCGAACGAGGGUACCGGAGUGGGGCUAUCACAUGCCUGGCUUGCACUAGUACUCUCGCAGCCGGUGUGAACCUUCCCGCACAGCGAGUCGUCUUUCGUACUCCAUUCAUUGCCACGGAGUUUCUUGAUACGACGAGAUACCGGCAGAUGGCUGGCCGUGCCGGUCGGUCGGGUCAUUCGAGUGCCUCGGGUGAAAGCUAUGUUAUCUGUUCCAAUGAGGUGGAGAAGAGACGUGUGACAUCGAUGGCCGUGGCGACGUUGCCACCUCUGAGGAGCGCGCUAGGCCAGAACUGUGUGGGCCUACAGCGACUUUUAUUGGAGGUUAUGGCGACAGCCGGCCAAAUGAGAGACGAUCAAAUCAUGCGGCUUGCGAGGUCCACCUUUCUGGACCGUCAACUUGAGGCACCAGGCAAUGAGAAGAAGAGGCGCAACAGCGUGGCCGACGAUUUUCCUGCGGUUCACGCCGGCAUGAAGUACUUGCUCUCAUCUGGGAUGGUAUACUUCAACCGUGACAGUCAACUUUAUAUGGCAACCCAUCUUGGCCGAGCGGUGUGUGCUAGUGGUCUCAGCUGCGAAGCAGGUAUCGUACUCUGGGAGGAGCUGAAGCGGCUUCGCAAUGAGACAGGUCUAUGCCUAGAGGGAGAUCUCCACUUGGUGUAUCUAGCCACACCAUGGGAGGCAUCAGUAUCCGAGUCCUUGAUCGACUGGAAUACCUAUGCUGCCGUCGUCGAGA